Molecule: messenger RNA, 2961 nt
Organism: Oncorhynchus nerka (sockeye salmon)
Lineage: Eukaryota; Metazoa; Chordata; Actinopteri; Salmoniformes; Salmonidae
Product: acyl-coenzyme A thioesterase 11-like
Exons: 16
Coding region: 624-2375 (583 amino acids)
Biological process (GO): acyl-CoA metabolic process
Cellular component (GO): cytosol; extracellular exosome
Molecular function (GO): fatty acyl-CoA hydrolase activity; lipid binding
Source: RefSeq, a predicted model, not a curated record
AGUGGUUACAGAUGUCACACAAUUAAAAUGGACUAUAUGUCGUCCUCAAGAUACAUUGAAAUAUGCCGGUGAAAUGAUCCAUUCCACCUUAAAAUGUGGAGGGUGUUAGCGUCACGUCCUACCCACAGUCACUAAAACGGUCCGACAAAAAUAUCAUAACCACCUGAAGCGCGUCGGAGGUUGUCGACACUACAUGGGCAGAGUACGCGAUCUGGAAAAACCCAAUCUCGAAAUAUUCCGUGCGUGUUAUACCUUUUGAGGUAAAUGAAUAAACAAAAUCAAAUUAUCGUCGUCGUAUCCUGAUUCCACUGCUGCGUGGGCAUUUUGAUUUCAUGUUUGUACUUUGGAGUGAACUUUUCUCUGCAGUUAGCUACCUUUACGAUCACUACUGCAGUGUCCAUUCAUGCUGGUAGCUCAGAUUUAAUUUAGCUAAUGUGCUGGUACGUUUUUUACGACGGUACUUGCAGCUGUCGAAUAGAAUGAACUAGCAUUGCUGCUACUUAGCUGUCUAAGGGAAGCUCCUAUAGCAGAACAAGAUUUUGCAAUCACUGGCACUGCGCAAGAAUCUGUCACACCUACUGUGUAUAUUUGAGUUCAGAGAAAGCAUCUCCGGGACCCCUAAAAUGAGCAGACACCAAAAUGGGGAGGAGUACAGGAACCCAACAGAGGUGAAGAAGAGCCAGAUAGUGAUGCCCUGCCAUGCCAACCACCGCCAGGAGCUCAGCGUGGGAGAGCUGCUCAAAUGGAUGGACUCUACAGCCUGUCUGUCAGCUGAAAGGCAUGCUGGGUGUCCCUGUGUCACUGUCUCGGUCGACGACAUCCACUUUGAACACACUAUUGGGGUUGGACAGGUGGUCAACAUCAAGGCCAAAGUCAAUCGAGCUUUCAACACCAGCAUGGAGGUUGGCAUCGUGGUGAGCUGUGAAGACCUGUUCAGCGAUACUCACUGGAGUGUGUGUCGGGCGGUUGCCACGUUUGUCAGCCAGCGCACCACGGGAGGGAAGGUGCAGCUGCGUCCGUUGGUCCCCUGUACACAGGCGGAGCAGGUGGAGCACAGUUUAGCAGCUGAGAGGAGGAGGAUGAGGCUCGUCCACACUGAUAUCAUGAAGGACCUGCUCGCUAACAGGGCCUUCCAACAAGUGGAGGUCCAGAAGGCUGAGAAGGCGGUGCCAGCAGAGAGGACACGGGUGGAGAGUGUUGAGUUGGUUCUUCCCACUCAUGCCAACCACCAGGUCAACACGUUCGGAGGACAGAUCAUGGCCUGGAUGGAGAACGUGGCUACCAUCGCUGCAAGUCGUCUGUGUAACGCUCACCCCACCCUGCAGAGCAUAGACAUGUUCCAUUUCAGGGGUCCCUCACACGUGGGCGACCGGCUGGUCCUCAAAGCCAUAGUCAACAAUGCAUUCAAGAACAGCAUGGAGGUGGGCGUGUGUGCGGAGGCUUAUCAGGGGGAGGAGCCUCUGAGACACAUCAACAGCGCCUUCAUGACCUUCGAAAUCCGCGACCAGGAAGGCAAGCCAUGCACGUUGCCAAGGAUACGACCCGAACCGCUGGAGGGAAUGAGACGUUACCAGGAGGCCAUCGCUAGAAACAAGAUCAGACUCGACAGGAAGUACAUAAUAUCCUGCAAGCAGACAGAGGUGCCCUUAUCUGUACCGUGGGACCUCAGCAACCAGGUGUACCUCAGCUACAACAACGUGUCUGCUCUGAAGAUGCUGGCCGCCAGAAACAACUGGUUGUUAAACUCUGAGAAAAACAAGGUGAGCCUGUACACCCUGGAGCAGAAGCAGGUGUUGAGUUUUAAGGUCGAGACGGAGGUAGACAUCCCAGCUGAGAGGGCCUUUAUGUUGCUCUCUGACUUAAGCAAGAGAGUGGAGUGGGACCCAAACUACGAGAGGUGUGAGCUGAUUCUUAGGGUGAACAAUGAUGACUUUCUGUACCGCGUGGUGACUCCUUCCAUAGGCCAGGAUGGGGCCAGUAACAGCCCUUCAGCCGAUCAGGGAGGGAAGGUCCAGGACUUCAUCCUCCUGGCCUCCAGGAGACCACCGUGUGACAGCGGGGACCCUUAUGUUAUUGCUCUGCGUUCGGUCACUCUACCCACACACCCUCCUACAGAGGGCUACAACAGGGGAGAGGUGCUGUGUGCCGGCUUCAGCAUCCUGGAGGUCUCUAAAGACAUCUCCAAGAUCUCCUACUUCAACCAGGCGUCUCCCGAGGUCCUGCCCUACAUCUCCACAGACAUCGCCGGGCUCUCCUCCAGCUUCUACUGCAUCUUCUGCACCUGUAACACCUUCCUCCAGGAGAACAGGGUUGACCAUGCCUCCACCCCCCAGUCCCAACCACCCUCCUCUACACUAAAACGUACACAACUCUAACCCUUUAUCCUUCACCACCCUGAUCCCCUCACCCUUGAUGACUAUUGUACUGAUCGAUUGAACACACUGCCAUUAGAGGAUCCGAUUAUCUUCAACUGUUUAUUUUAUUAGAAUGGUUUAUGAAAGGAGCCUAAUUCCCAGAUUUGUUUGUGCAGUCUUGCCAACUCCUAUGGUCAUUGACAAUGGCCAUGAAUGUAGGAGUUAGCAAAACAGAUCUGGGGACCAGGAACGUUUUUUUGUGGCUGUGAGUAAUUACGAUUGUCCCUUAAAGCACUUAGUCUCCCUAUACUCCCCACCUGUGUUCAUUAGAUUGACACCCAACCCCCUGUGACCUGGCUCAAGCCUGCCCAGAGCACUCUGGCCUCUUCACACACUAAGCUGAGCCAUGUUGACAGCAAGGAUUAUUAGUGUGGAAAACUAUAUGUUUUUCUUUUUGAACAAUGUUCCCAAUCAUAACUUGUGAAAAAUUAUGUUUGAAAUAAUUUUAAGUGUUUGAACUUUUCCAGAGAAAGAAUACUGACCAGACUUCUUUUUUCUUCUGAGAAGGGCACUUUAUUUGACAAUAAAGGGUCAGAAUUGCAUUUGA